UAUAUAGGUCGCGUGCAAGAACUGUCAGAUGACCGACCCUGGAGGCAAAAUAUAUUUGUUUACAAGUGAUCGAAAUAGUCUUCCACAAUUAUUUUGGCAUAUGAAUCGUAUUUUUCCGCUAUUCAUCAAUUCGCUAAUGCCAUCACAUUAUGAUGUAAAAUGCACAAAAACUGCAGCGGAAGAUGAAGAAAUCCGGAUGGUACAUUAUGAUUCAAAAGUAAGUACCUACUAUAGUCACUCACAUAGUUUUCAUUUUUGAAAUUUGGUUAUUUCUCUGAUUUCUCAUCGGAAUUCCUUCUGCAAUAGGAUCAGCUAAUAGAAUUAUACCUGAAAUUUCUAUAAUAAUGCAAGAAGAUUGGAUUCAUGCAAUCAAUCGGUAGGACUGGUCUGACAUGCUGACGAUCGUGUGUGUUGUAGACAUGUUUAAUCUAUUAGCAGUAUUAGCUUGUAUUGCAGAAGUGGCAGAAGGCAGAAAGAAUUUUAAUAAGGAAUGACAACAUUUCAUAAUGCUAACUAUGUGAGAUUACUAUUUACCUGAAAAAUCAUAUUCCCUAGUCUCUUGCUGCAUUUUUUGUGCAUUGUACAACAGCACAAUGCGAAGGCAUGCUUGAAUCAAUGAAUAACGCAAGAAACACGAUUCGUAUGCCAAAAUAUUGUGAAAAACUAUUUCAACCUUUUGAUUCCUCUGUAACCAAAUAAAAAAGUGAGGUUGUGUUUCAAUAAUUCACAGAAGAAUGAGGUUGUGUUUCAAUAUUUUGCCUCCAGGGUCGGUCUUCGUGCACGCGAAUUAUAGAAGUUAAUAGACCUUGGGGCGCUCAUGUGGCAACUCCGAGAAUUGGCAACCCUGCUUGUUCUUGGAAUAAUAUGAGGUUCACAUGAGGUUAUGUUUAAAUUUAAAAUGGGUUUGAACAAUUCCGAAUUUUGAAAUUUGUGUUGUUUUUCAGUUUGUUUUCAAUGAUGAUAUUUGGUUCAUUGAAUUAAUUUGGCACUAAAAUAAUGGGUUUGACAAAGCAGUAUUUACGUUACAUACCAGCCGGUAAUUUCAACAUUAUAGCCAGCCAAAGUUGCAAUGUGGUAUUUGUAACUUUAGAAGGACAAGAAGGAAGAUUCAUUGCAGUAGGUGCUUGUGAACACAUAAUCAUAUGGGACCUCAGAAUAGGAGAAAAGGCUCAAGUUUUACCUGGGGAAAAAGCAGUUGUUUCAGUCAUUUGUGCUAGCCCUAAUAAAAGACAUUUAGCUGCAGGCUAUUCUGAUGGUACAGUACAAAUAUAUGAUCUGAAAUCUGCUGAGGUUAUCAGUACUUUUUCUGGGCAUAGAUCAGAAGUUACUAGUUUGAUAUAUGAUGGCUUUGGUCAUAAAUUAGCAUCUGGUUCAAAGGAUACAGAUAUAAUUGUGUGGGAUACAGUUGCUGAAGUUGGUUUAUGUAGAUUAUCUGGACAUCAUGGAGCCAUUACUCAAAUACAGUUCAUGAGUCAGUAUAAUAUAUUGAUAUCUGGAUCUAAAGAUAGUUUUGUGAAAUUUUGGGAUUUGGAUACUCAACAUUGUUUCAAAACUCUUACUGGUCAUCAAACUGAAGUUUGGACUUUGGCAUUGAUGAAAGAUGACCAGUAUCUAGUUACAGGGUGUGGUGAUGCUGAAUUGAGGGUGUGGAAAUUAUCCCAAAGAGAUCCAGAUAGUAAUCAAAAAAAUAUUAUUGGCAAUUUGUCAACUGCACUUGCCCUAACUUCGUUAGAAGAUUCUGAUGACCCCACACAUCCUCUCCAAUGCUUCAAAGCUGGUGCUUUACUCAGAGGUGGGAGGGGUAGGGUGGUAUCAAUGUACAGUGAUCCAAGUGGGCAAGUAUUAGGAUGUCAUGGCACAGAUAUGCAGAUAGAGCUAUUUCAAUUUUAUUCUGAUGAGGAAGCUAAACUUCGCUUGAAUAAGAGGCUGAAGAAGGAGAGAAAGAAAAUUAAAAAUAAGGACAAAAUGGAACCUGAUCAAGAUGAAACCCCAAAUACCCAAGACAACACACAGUUGAGCUUGAGAGACGAAGUCAAAAGACUUCCAUCCAUCAAACUCGCAGACAAGCCGAAAUCCUUCCAUCUGGUUCUAGGCAGCGGCGGCGAACUCAGAAUCGCCCUCAGUCUCUCCAACAACACCGUAGAACUUUACAGCGUCCAGUCGUUCGCGAAGGAGUCCGAGGCGAAAUGUCUCAGGUCGAUCGUCUCUCACGGACACCAUAGCGAAGUGAGGGCUGUGAGUUUUAGCAGCGACAAUCUGGCCAUCGUGUCUGGUAGCGCAGAGUCAGUCAAGCUGUGGAAUCGGCCAUCUCAGGCUUGCUUAAGGACGGUGGCUACUGAUUAUGUUCUAUGCACAGUUUUCGCCCCCGGCGACCGACAUGUUUUAGCCGGUUUGAAAAAUGGCAAUCUUCUGAUAAUCGAUAUCGCGUCCGGCGAUAUUUUGGAAGAAAUUCCUGCGCAUACUACCGAAUUGUGGUCGGUAACUUUAACAACUGAUUUGAGGGGAUGCAUUACUGGCGGUGGCGACAAAACGGUGAAAUUUUGGCAAUUCGAGCUGAUUGUCGAUGAGAAGAGCGGAUCAAAAGCUAAAGUGUUGUCGCUCAUCCAUACCAAAACACUGAAAUUGGAAGAUACUGUCCUGUGUGUGAAAUUAUCACCAAAUGGAAAAUUCAUAGCGUGUGCAUUGUUGGACUCUACAGUGAAAAUUUUUUUCGUGGAUACAUUGAAAUUUUACCUGUCACUUUAUGGCCACAAACUUCCAGUAUUGUGCAUGGACAUUUCCUCUGAUUCCACCUUGAUUGCGACCGGUUCUGCCGACAGAAAUGUGAAAAUUUGGGGUAUGGACUUUGGCGACUGCCACAAAAGCAUAUUUGCCCAUGACGAUUCCGUUACCGGCCUGCAAUUCGUAUCAAAAACUCACUAUUUCUUCAGUUGCGGCAAAGACGGGAAAGUGAAGGAGUGGGAUGCAGAUAGUUACGACAAAAUCGUCACCUUACAGGGUCACGUGGGAGAAUCCAGGUCGUUGGCCGUCAGCCCGAACGGCCAGUUCGUGGUGUCGUGCGGCGCCGACAGGGUGUUGAGGCUGUACGAGAAGUCGGACCAGACGGUGGUGCUCGAGGACGAGCGCGAGCAGGAGCGCGAGGACCAGGAGGCGCUGGCCACCGGCGACCAGACGGUGGUUCCCGGCCAGCCGGGCCUGAGUCUGCCGUCGAAGAGGACUGUCGGCAGUGAGAAGGCUGCUGAAAGUAUCCUGGAAUGCUUGGAAAUAUGCGAGAAAUACAGAGAGCAGCUAGUGGAACAUGAAGCGUUGCAAGCCGCUUCCAGUCAGCAGUUGGCGGCGCCGAUUCCGCCACCACUUAUGGCCGCCUUCAAUGCCAAAACGCCUGACGAUUUUCUGUUGGAGACUAUCAAAAGAAUUCGAGCCAGUGACUUGGAAGAAGCGCUGCUCAUCUUACCGUUCUCCUCGGUGUGUGAAUUACUGCAAAUGUUGCCAUCGUUGGCAGCUAGAGGCGAUCACACCGAGCUGGUGUGCAAGAUAUCGAUGUUUCUGUUGAAACUCCACCACGCGCCAAUCGUCGCUAAUCAAGCGUUGUUCGGUACGCUCCAGAAGCUGCAGAAGUUGGGUGCCGAGCGGGUGCAGGAGCUAAGGGACUUGGUAGGUUUUAAUUACUUUGGGAUGCAGUUCCUUCAAAAAGAAAUAGAGGCAGCGGAAGGGGUGCAGAUGUUCAGGGAUGCCACAAGGGAAAAGAGUAAGGGUGACAAAAAACGGAAACAGAGGGAGAAAUUGAAAAGAUCUAUCAUGGUGCUAAGCUAAAUGAGAGAAAAUACAAUAUUUUGUUCAUAGAAAAAUAAAGCUUGUCCUAUUUU
This is a messenger RNA of Phaedon cochleariae (mustard beetle), 3866 nucleotides long. NCBI's taxonomy places the organism in Eukaryota, Metazoa, Arthropoda, Insecta, Coleoptera, Chrysomelidae. The record is from the annotation of a GenBank genome assembly.